Molecule: messenger RNA, 619 nt
Organism: Myotis lucifugus (little brown bat)
Lineage: Eukaryota; Metazoa; Chordata; Mammalia; Chiroptera; Vespertilionidae
Product: DNA dC->dU-editing enzyme APOBEC-3A-like
Exons: 4
Coding region: 241-543 (100 amino acids)
Biological process (GO): defense response to virus; DNA cytosine deamination; negative regulation of single stranded viral RNA replication via double stranded DNA intermediate
Cellular component (GO): nucleus; P-body; cytoplasm
Molecular function (GO): cytidine deaminase activity; RNA binding
Source: RefSeq, a predicted model, not a curated record
ACAUACCUGUGCUACGAGGUGGAGGUCCGGAAGGGCGAUGCCUGGGCCCCAGUGGAGGGGCUCCAGGGCUUCCUGUGCAACCAGGGUGCUGACACACACAGGCAACACUGUCCUGAAGGGUUGUGCUUCCUGGAUGGUAACAAUCACAGGAAUCCCAAACCUCGUGCAGAGUUGUGCUUCCUGGCCCUGUUCCAGCCUGGGCACCUGGAUAGGAAGGAACAGUACAGACUCACCUGGUACAUGUCCUGGAGCCCCUGCCCUGACUGUGUUCCACAACUGGUUGACUUCCUGCACGAGAACAGACACGUGCAGCUGCGCAUCUUCGCUGCUGGCAUCUACACCUUUGUCAGUGGCUAUGAGGAUGGGCUGCGCCAGCUGCGGGACGCUGGGGCCCAACUCGACAUCAUGACCUUCAAAGAGCUCCAGCACUGCUGGGACACCUUCGUGGACAACCACGGCCAGGUGUUGGAGCCUAAGACUGAACUGGAAAUAAACAUACAGAAGCUGAAGGACAUUCUCAGAGUCAGGGAAACUGAAGGAUGAACUUCCAUCUCUCGAAACAGUCGGGGUCUUAUGGUGAAGGAGGAAUAAAGCACUCUCUUCAAGGAAUGAAAACGCA